Messenger RNA from Volvox carteri f. nagariensis, 792 nucleotides. RefSeq lists its product as uncharacterized. The record is from RefSeq and is a predicted model, not a curated record. Bases 217 to 792 code for a protein of 191 amino acids. The transcript is spliced from 4 exons. Lineage: Eukaryota; Viridiplantae; Chlorophyta; Chlorophyceae; Chlamydomonadales; Volvocaceae.
CAGGAUACUCACAAACGUUCUGGCCUUGUUCACAGUGUCCCAAGCUCUGCCUUGGAAAGCGAACACUUUGUUAAGCGCAAACUACAAAGGACUGUUCACGAAUGACUGGGCCUAUUUAUCUUUUGCUAGCAGGAGGCGAUUUGCUUGUUGAUGAAGUAGUUUGGAAACCUGUUAGCAUGGUUGUGUAGGCAAAUAGGGUCGGUCAUCCGUGAACAGAUGUUUGUCAAAACAGCUCGACGAUCUUUCAUUAUCUCCUCUGUUAAGGCAUAUGUUGGCGCAUACGUUGGUGCCGUGGAUGUGCGUGGGCCGGACAAGGUGGGCACUAGUGAUGAGCUUCAAUGGGGAGCCAGUGUGCAGAAUCCACACGGCAGUGUCAUUGCCUAUAUGGGCCCUGCCGUUGAAAGGGUAGGGGUUCAGUCGUUGGCCCCUGGGCAGGACCAUUCUGCGCGCCUUGUUCAGAUUGCGCAGGUCGUUAUGUCGCGCGUUGGCGCCAAGAUGUGGCGUUCUUAUGAGUCCCUCUUCGCGUCCUUUGUGCGUUUUUGUGUGGUUGAGGGCUUGGAGUUCCUGCCGGCCUCUCACUAUGCGGGUCUCCUGUGGGUUCAGUUUCUAGCGGCUAAAGGUACCGUUCAGGCCCGCACUGCACAGCCACAUUUCAGCGCCGUUAACACCGUUCAUGACUUGUUGGGCUUUCCCAGCCGCAGGAGGCAAUGUCUUGUUGGCUGCAUCCCGCAGAGGUCGGGAGCGUUUGCAGGUUUCUGUCGCCCCGUCUUCUUCUUUGUUUUUGGCUUUUAG